Messenger RNA from Diutina rugosa, 966 nucleotides. RefSeq lists its product as uncharacterized. The transcript has a single exon. Gene Ontology annotation, molecular function: ferrous iron binding; zinc ion binding; oxidoreductase activity, acting on single donors with incorporation of molecular oxygen. Lineage: Eukaryota; Fungi; Ascomycota; Pichiomycetes; Serinales; Debaryomycetaceae. Bases 1 to 966 code for a protein of 321 amino acids. The record is from RefSeq and is a predicted model, not a curated record.
AUGUCUGUUGCUAAGAUCGCCGCCAACACCAAGCCGUUCCCGGCGUAUUUCUUUUCCCACGGGGCUCCCUCGUUCUUAUACGAAGACGAUGACUUCGGUGACCGUGGCGCCUGGAAGACGGUGAAGAAAAUCGGCAGAUUGAUAAAGAAAUGGCAGCCCGAUUACAUCAUCGUGGUGCUGGCCCACUGGCAGUCUACCGGCUCCAACUUGGUUGAAGUGAAUGUGGCUGAUGCUCCUCUGGCUGAGAAUAAGCUCAUCUAUGACUUCUACGGAUUUCCCAAGUACAUGUACCAAGAAGAAUUUCAUUCGUUAAAUGCUCCUGUCAUUGGCGAGCAAAUCAAAGCUCACCUUGAGAAGAACGGGUUUAACUCGCGUCUCACUAAACGUGGGCUUGACCAUGGUGCUUGGGUCCCUUUGAAAGUGGCAUUCUCCGACUAUAACACGAAAACCAACCCCCAACCCGAGGAAAAGGGGUUGGAUUUACCUGAUACGGCAGUGAUCCAAGUCUCGCUUACCGCUAAUGACCGUGAUAUCGAUGCCCACUUCCGUUUAGGCCAAGUGCUUAACUAUUUCCGUACCCACCAAGUGUGGGACGAAUCCAAAAACCGCUACGCUCGGGGCCUCAUUGUUUGUCUGGGGAUGACUGUUCACAACCUUGGAGACAUCGGUAGAGGCCUUUCUGCUCCCGGUGGAGUGAUGCCUUACACUAAGCCGUUCAACCGGUGGUUGACUCUGACCCUUACUGGCCCCGGUGAUAAGCGUGAAGCCAUCACCAAAUUGCAAAAGGAAAACCCGACCUUGUUGUAUAACGCCCACCCGUCGCUCGAACACUUUUUGCCUGCAGUUGUCGGUGCCGGUGUUGCUAGUGAGAACGAUGAACCAAUUAAGGAGCUCUACAACAACGAUUUCAGCUCUAUGGGGUGGGGCAUCUUCCAAUUCGGCAAGGACUACACCGACAAGGCUUGA